AUGCGUGGGCGGCGGACGGGCGCCGGCGCGCGGCGACGCCUCGCGCAGCCACCGCCAGAGGCGCUCUCGUCGCCACGCCGCACUCCACAGUGCAACAGGCCGGCAGUCUCCGGCGUGACGUCCCAGAAGGCGGCAGCACACGGCAGCAGCAGCAGCAGCAGCAGCAGCAGGUGGUGCGCCAACCGAUUGUUAAGGCGGGUGAAGGCAACGGCCCCCACCACCACCACCACCACCACCACCACCACCACCAAAAGAACGGUGCCUAGCUCCAAUGCACUCGAUGUCAACAAAGGACGGCGGAAGUUCGGUAGACACGCGUCGGCCACGCCUCUCUCCUCCGGCUCGCCCCUCUACACGUCGCUUCCGUCACCACGCAGCAGCGCUGCUCCGUCGCUGCUGGGCCACUGGCUGUCCAGUCAGACUGCUGCCCCCUGA
Messenger RNA from Schistocerca americana (American grasshopper), 435 nucleotides. Its product is annotated as serine proteinase stubble-like. The coding region runs from base 1 to 435 and encodes 144 amino acids. The record is from RefSeq and is a predicted model, not a curated record. The transcript has 3 exons. Lineage: Eukaryota; Metazoa; Arthropoda; Insecta; Orthoptera; Acrididae.